Porites lobata is the source of this 12751-nucleotide messenger RNA. The record is from the annotation of a GenBank genome assembly. Lineage: Eukaryota; Metazoa; Cnidaria; Anthozoa; Scleractinia; Poritidae.
CCAGGUUCUCUCUGAUCGGCGAUGUUGAAGAUGGCGGCUGAGCGGGCUCCGAGAAGGGCAAGAGGAUAACGUGUACAGGAACAACACUUGUCUUCUUGUUUCUUAAAUUAGCCGCUGCGCAAGAACUAUGCAAAGAGAAGAAAGCGCCGAACAAACUGUUGAUCUCUUGGCUGGUAAGUUUGCCUUUCGGUCCAUAGAAUUUGACUUCUUUUGUUGACAAAAAAACUGUACUUGUAAAUGAUAAAUGUCACAAUCUUUACAAAACUGAUUCUAUUUUAAGCAAAAAAUGGUAACUCUUCUUUUCCCCUGCAUAUUUUUCCCCUGAAAUCCGCUUAUCUCCUACAUACACAUGUGAAUGCUGACUGAAGCUGUUAUUAUAUGGUUAUCUAUCUCCUACAUGCACAUGAGCAUGGAGACUGAGGCUGUUAUUAUAAUAGCUAUCUAUCUCCUACAUACACAUGUGCGUGCAGACUGAAGCUGUUAUUUCAAGUUAUCUAUCUUCUACAUACACAUGUGCUUGCAGACUGAGGCUGUCAUUAUAUAGUUAUCUAAUCUACCCCACAGUUGUUUUUGUCUUGUCACCCAACUAACUUCCCAAUUAAACAGCUGCUCACAUUUGAACCACAUUCCUUUCCAACUGUUUCAUCAACCCACAGAAAUGAACAAUCUUUUAUCAGCAAAUUAACAAUGACAUCAGUUUUCAUGGAAAGAAUGAGCCCCUUUGAUGUCCAUUUGCAUCAGAUCAGAGGAGUCAGCAUUGACAGCCAGGGUUAUGCUAUGCUCUCAGUAACUGAAUCAAAGAUUGAAGGUUUCUGCAGCAAAAACUGAAAAGCAUCCUUGGCACUAAAAUGUUCAACUUCAAACUGUACAAUGCUGGAUCAGUAAAUUUUCCAGCUGAUCGUUAUCAGAUUAUCAGCAUUGUUCAUCGGUUUUUGUCACAUGUAGAUGGAAACCAGAUAAAUAAUUUAAAGCAUGCAUGGUUCUACAGAAAAAAAAAAAAUUGGAAUUGCAAACAAAGAAAACCAUACCAUGUUAAGUGGACAUAAAAUUUUAAAAGUUCUCGGCAGGGAUAGCACACACGUGAUAGUCAAACACAAACUAACGUACGUGACGAGAUGAAUGACAGCUUUCUAGGAGACAAUGCGACACCACACAUAGAAUACAGGCUAUGAUUGGAUGGAAUUUGAACAGAUAUUAAAUUUGGUGUGAAAAUAAUUAUGUAUGCCAGACCUCAGACAAACCAUAUUAUUAAUUGGCAGGUAAUUUUCUGCAAGCAGGAUUCAGUAAUAACGUGAGCCCUGCAAUUACAUGCAUUGGAUGAAACUCAUUAUAGUGGUAUAAAAUUCCAGAAAAUUUUCACUCAAAAGAAUUUGAAAUAAAGAUCUUAAUGAUAGUAGUAUAGCCCAAUAUUAUUAAAGUCCCUAAAAUUUGGCCAGAUAACUGGUAUAGUUCUUCUUCGGAAACUGGGGUAAUUGGGGCACUGGGGUAGUCCAUAGAAUGGGUCUUGAAGGCAUAGGUCCACAAGGGUCAUCCAUAGACCAUGGUCCCAUGUUUUGUAUAUGUUUGCUCUACUAAGGCCUUCAAACUCUGUUCCUUUUGUCAUCCUGUCAAGACUAGAUACUUUUUUUGCGACCCUGAUUUUAUUUCACAUACAGAAUUGAAUAUUUUGUUAAGUAAAUGACACCAUAGAAUAAAGAGUUGUAAAAAGUGCCACUGGUGCCACUCAUGUAGACCACAGAUUGGCAGUGUUCACACCCACUUCAAGGCUUUCAGGAAGACUUUUCUUCCAAAAAGACACCCUUUUCAAGACAGUAAACCAGAAAACGUCAUACCCUGGUGGGCAGCACACACCCCUAAAGGUCAAAUGAAAGAGUAGACCCCUCCUCCCCCAACUCUGCGGAACAUUACCACCAGGUCUUAAAGGAGGAAAUGAAAACUCCGCUAUCAUUACUUGUUGAUUUAGUUUCAGGUGGUGUGUUGUGUGAGUUUUUAGAAGUGGCAUUUCACCUCAUCUUGUACAUAAGGGAAGUGUAUCCUGCUAUAGUGUUUGAAAGACGGAAAAAAUACAAUGUUCCUGUACAGGUUAGUAAUGGUUUUAUAUGUUCUACAGUGUACAAGUAAUUAAAAUUUAGACUUCCUCAAGGCCUGUUUCCUACAGAAGUUAUGCAUUCAUGACUAAUUAUUAUGCAAUGUAAUGCUGUCAGGGCCUUUGUACUGAUUGUAAUUUUUAUCACCUUUUAUAAGUAAAAAAAACUGUCUUUAAUUCAUUUUCUUUCAAAGAGCACCCCUGCAUGUUGAAUCAUUAACAAUCCAGCAUUUCAUUGUGUAUAAAACCGAAAAGAACUGGCACCUAGUCUAAACGAGUUGAUGAACGGAACUUGUUAAAGUUACAUGUAGCAGACCUGCAUGACAUUGCAUACAAUGUACAUGUAGCACCAUUUCAUUCUCCACAAUUCAAUUAUUAAUUCUUGAAGUGAAAUAGUUAAUAAAAAUUUAUUUGAUUAUCAAUUUGCUUUAAUGUAAAGGGUGGGUCAUCAAAAAUGACCCAACCCAGGGUUUGGUCAUUUGCCUACCAUGGGGAUGUUUAUUCUUCAAAUAUUGAAGAUGAUCCAUUGAGUUUGCAUUUUGUUAAUCUUAGGCAGUAGUUUGAGGCAUUUUGUCUUUGCAAAAGGUGUGAAAUUCUGGGCCAUUUUCACCAGCUCUACCAAGACAAUCCAACCUCAUCCUCAGGGCUCCUCAAUUGCCUUCCAUUUUCCAAAUUGAGUUUGAUUGGGAGGAGGAAAAAGUGUGACACCUUAUUCAAGGUGGGCGGUAAUUUGAGGUUGGGCGCUUAUUAGAAUAAAUACGGUAGUAUUGAAGAAUAGAGAGAAAAAGUGUGACAUCACGUUACCAUGGUAGCAAAAAAUCUGGAUCACAAUAAUAGAGAGUUUAAGCAAUGACGAUGAUGACAGCAACCAGAACAGUUAAAAAGCAAUAAGUUUAUACAUUCCUUAGCUGUUGUUGCAGGACCAGGACAUGAAACUUCUUAAUUUCAUGAACUUACUUUGUGGAGUAGGUAAACAUGACACAAAAAUUUUCUUUUUCUAAACUUAAAUAGGGUCCUAUAUAAUUCAUUUGACAAAUUAAUUAAGAAUAUCAAUUAAGUUUGAAACAGUGUGAAUUUUUUUCACUUUUAAGUGAAUUUUUGGUUGUUGUCAUCCAGGAAUUUUGCCACCAUGAGAAUGUGACGUAACUACUUCUCCUCUCUAUUAGCCGGGUGAUUGGGGCAAAUCACUUGGAAAUAGUGAAUGAAAUAAUAAUAUAAAUAAUUGUUUUUUUGAUUUAUUUCGUUGACUUUUCAGUAUUUCUUUAAUCAUGUAUAUUUUAUGAAUACAUUUGGUUUGGUAUUCAUCCUGAUUCCUCACUGAUUUAGAGCCCUUUUAAUUAAAAGCUUCAAUCUUUUACUACUACAUGUAGUUAAGGUUCUAAAAAAUGUGUAAGUCUAUGACCCAAACUGAGUUAUGAAAGACUAAAACUGUUAUUUGUUAUUUUAAUAGAUGUGUUGUCACCCAGACCUCAACCAGUACAUCUUAGAUGUGCUUCAGAUGGUAAAGCCUUUAUUGGAAAAGGUAAAGUGCAAUUUUGCAGUACUUUAGUGAUUUUCCUGGCUGAUUUGCUUGAUUCUCUCUUCAGAUAUUUUAUCUGAAUAAUAAAACUAUCCAGCUAGUGCUUUCAAAAGCAUAAGUUUUAAAGACAACAGCUUUUUGCUCCGUUACAAACAACAAACAAACUUAUGAAUGAAGCCACCACACAAUUCUGCCAAGAAAGAUCUGAUCGUAAAAAACCGCCCUCUCCUGAACCAUGUGCCGCUAUCAAACUGAGAAAAAGAAAAUGUCCGACUCCCUCACUUGAUAAAGAUUCCACAAUAGAAUCUAAAACUUGUUUAUGCUAAUAAGUUUUAUAUCCUAAUCCUGGGAUUUGAAACUCUGUUUACUCUAAAUAAAGAAAACAAAUACCAGUAUAUAAUUAUGUCGUAGUUAACUUUUUAUCUCAGGUAAUUUUUGUUUUUCCUUUGUUUUUGGGUAUGGUGAUGUAUGCUAAUGAAGUUGAAACAAAAGAAAAUAAAAAUUACCUGUCUGAGAUAAAAACUUAACAAUAACAUGUACAUUUUUUUUGAGCUUGAAAGUCAGGCAAGUGCUAUUGUUCCAAUAUCAUUUUAUGAUUGUUUGUUUCAAUUUUAUCCAACUUUAAGGGUGAAGUUGAGAGGAUUGCCAUGGUGAUCUCUAAUAAUGUGAGUUCCUGUCAACUAUUUUGCUUUCAUGUUUUGGUAAUUAGACAAUUUCUUUUACAUACUUCAUGCGUGCCUCUCGCAAGAAGAUAGAUCUAGUAAAAUUAAUCAGACAUCAUAACAUGAUCAUAACACUGGUGAUGUUCAUUGUGACUGGAUUAAUAUUUUUGAAAACGAUUGAUGCAACUCAAUUUUAAUGCAAUAAAUUUAUUAAAUUGUUUUAAUAACUAUUGACAUUUCAUAUUUUGUCCUCUUUUAGAAAUUUCAGCCAGUUGAGCGGUUUGUUUUUGAGAUUGGGAGUCCUGAAGAAAGUUCUGCAGCACUGAGGUAAGCAUUGUGGUUGAAAUUUUAUGACUUUUUUACAUUUUUGUCAUAGGUCUGACUGUGUUAAAACAGUUUGGUUGAAAAUAAUGUCCACAGCUAGAAGUUGUACGGAAAAGAAAGUUUGUUGUUGAUGUUGUUGUUGUUGUUGUUAAUUUUUCCCCCAGAGAUUUUCCUCUUUGCUUAAUUUAUCUUUUAUUAAUAAUUGAGAACCAAGAACAGGCUAAAAAGAACCCUCGACACCCCUUUUAACAUGAAAACUGAGGAACCCGUCGAAAUUUUGAAAAUGUUGAGUGCGCAUGUACUUAAGGUCAUUGAAUGUGAAAUCUGCUAGAAAGAACCCUGUAUAUCAAACAAACACUUAGAAUAUAAAGAAUGUCAUUGUUCAUCCUACUUAUGGUAAAAUGUAAUAGAAGAGGACCCAUGUUAUAGCGAACAAUUUAUUCUGGCUUUUGACACUCUUUUUAUAUCGGGGUUCUGCAGUAAGCUCAAUUUCCCCAAAGCACCUUAGGAGGUGGGGGUGCGGGAUAACGCUGAGGUAUUGGCCAGUCACGGAUGAGGCAUGUGAAACAAGAGACAAGUUGUGAAAGAUGUGAUGACCAGCAUGCACGGGCGUGGGACAAAGAAAAAAUCUUGCGUCCCCGAAGGGAUUCGAUGACCUCCUGAACAAGGGGAGCGGGGGGGGAGGGAGGGGUAAUCUAUCCUUUCUAAUUUCCAUUCUAGCUAGGUUCAUAUUGGUCCAAAGCUUUAGACCGCGGGCGGUCUUCCUUUUUUCCUCAGCGCCACGCGCGGGUAGCGAAAAAAAGUAAAAUGAUGUACGUUAGUGGUAAAAGGAGUCGGCUCUUGUUCCUCGCGGCUUUGCCGCUGACCCCUUAUGCGCGCUGUCGAACUACUAUGUCUUAAAAGGAAAAUAAGCAGUCUACCCACGCCCGUGACAUGUUGAUUACAGCUUAUAGAAUUCACCAAGUGACAAGUUAUUAUCUUUCAUAACGAUUUCUUUGAACUUGCCGUCAUUGAAAACUGCUCAUACAGUUAUUUUUACAUAAGGGGAUAAAAAACUAGCAUGAAUAAUGCUCUUUAGCAGAUAAAACAGUUAUCUCUUGGGCCUGAAUGGAAGUUCCGAGCAAGCGCGAAGCUCCUGCCAAAUGACAAAGGAAAAGUUGUUAAUUAUAUUAAAACUGUUCGCACAUCCCUCCAAGACGGUUUCCCUGUGUGCGCCUUGCGGACUUAUUAGUAACUGCUUCUCUUCUAGCGAUGAUAACUUCCUGUUGCAUACAGAGAAAAGCCUAAGAGGUUUCUUGCUGAAGAUUAAUACAUGUGAUGCCUUGCUGGAGCCAAUACCACCAGGUAUAUCUGUAAUGGCAUUUAUUUUAAUGAUGAUACCUAGCCUGGAAAUAUAACUUGCUGUUUUGGCUGCCAUCGCCGUAAGCGAUCGCAUGAUCACUUAAGCGUGAGCGAUCACUGGUCAUCACUUGAUAAACAACGUAUUUUUACUGCAUCCACCGGUUAUCUUUUAUUAAUAUUCAUUCAAAAUAUUUCCCCAAUUCUGAUUGGCUAAAAGCACACACAUAAUUCACCAUAACCAGUUACUGAUGACCGAAUUUGGAAGAAUUUUGACUUUAACGAGGAAAUGACGUCAAAAAUGCAGUGUUCUUACAGGUUAAGGCACCGAGGGAACGGGGCUGAGUUGUUUUGGUUGUGAAAAUAAAAAUGGCGGACACUUCACUCGCUUCAAGAGUAAAAACUACAGCCGGAACUAGGCGUAAUAAUAGCAAAAACAUAGCAAAACUGCAAGAAGACAACUCGGAGGGCGACAUCUGCUAUUUGGAGAAUAUUUGCGGAGCUGGACAAACCUAAACGUAAACUAUCGAAGAUAAACUUAACAUCGAUGCAGGUAAGCUUGUUUUAGCUAUGUUUUUAAACUAGGAAUUAUUUUGAAUGAAUAAUACAACAAUUAUUGAAUUCGGCUUUCGCAUUAUAUGAAGAAUUAUGGAGAUCUCGGAGGGUGUUAUCCACCUCGGCCGACGGCCUCUACGGAUAACACCCUCCUCAAUCUCCAUAAUUCUUCAUAAGAUACUCAGCUUCAUUCAUUAAUUGUUAAUUAUAAAAUAACUAAGAUAGUACACGCGGUCUGAUUGGUUAAAAGCCUACGGUUUAUUGUGCCGGUAGACUCAUAGAAAAGUUAAAGUUAUUUUAUAAAUGCAAUAGACCACCCUUUCUAUGGGUUUACCGGCGUGAUAACCCUCAUAAGAUGUUGGGAGAACACUCGAAAAGCUUGUAAAUCACUCGCCAUCGGCUCGUGAUUUACAAGCUUUUCUCGUGUUCACCCAACAUCCCGCGUGGGUUAUCACGCCGGUAAACCCGUAGAAAGUGUGGUCUAUUGCUUAAAUAAAAGACACGCUAAAAGGAAAUGAUAUUCUGCCAGGACAACGCGGCCCACAUGCGGGUUGCCGUAUAGGCUAGAAAUACGAAACGUAACAGUGACGUUAUCAAUGUACUUUGUGGCGACGAAAGCACUGAUUUUAUCGCUUUCAAACAACUGUAGUACCUAUUCUCUAGCAUCUGAAUUUGCUUUAUGCUUUACCCGACCGUAUUCGGCUUUCAAAUCUCUGAAUAAAGUGAUAAUUUUCUCAUAAAAGCGUUAUUUAUUAACUUUCAGUAGAGUUAAAGGAAAUUAAAUCUGUUUAUAGCGGUCUGUUUAUGUAACGGUCACCUUGCCGUUUCUCGAAGGAGACCGUUGUAUAUAGGUUUGACUUUAUUUUCAUUGUAUAGAAAUCGGCCAAGACAUCGCCUCAAACUCACAACGUUGGUUCCAAAAUUAUUACUCGCUCAGAAAUUUCUAUUUUCUGUUGUGUUUUAUCUUUUUGAUCUGGUUCUUUUUAGAAGUAGCAAGUAAAGUGAAAAGAACUAACGCAAAAUGGAUUUCGAUUGGUAAAAAUUUUAAUUUCUUUUCGUAGGAUGUACGUUUUCCAUCCUUGUCUAUACUAAAGAAUCAUCUUUUUUGAAGCUACAAGAGAAUCGUAAAGCCCAGGUGUGUUGCAAGUGCAAAUAGUAUAAAAAGCCAGGGACUAUUUAUAAGACUACCAGUGGUACGGUAAAACGGGUAGAAAAAGGCAUGUAACGUUUCUUGCAACAUUGCCACAAAACGACUGGCGAUGUUGCGCGUUUUACUACCCACAUUAAACCUGUCUUGCAACAAAUCAGGGCCCAGUUGCUCGAGGCAUGGUUAGCGUUAACCAGCGUUUAAUACCUUGACAACGUAUUGGUUUUGAUACUGCUUAACCCAUGGUUAAAGCUAACCAUGCUUUGAGCAACUCAGCCCAGGUUGUUAACAGGUUUGAACGAGGGUGGUAAAACACGCAACGUCGCUGUUCAACUCGUUUUUGCAGUAAUGUUACAAAACAAGUCGCACGUUUUACCGAAGCUUAAGUAAUCAUUGACUUAUUGAUCAGAUUAAUCCUAUUGAUUCUUGGCAUUUCACUUAGAAUCUCUAAAUCCUUUACAUGUGUCUUAAAAAAUCUGCACUGCCCGAAGUCAGCAGAACUGGAGCUAGUGGAGGCGAGCAGUGGUUGUAAGCUAGUUACAUUUCCUCAUUAAUACUACAUUUCGCGGCAGACAUCUCUCGAGUAUGAAGCUGAUAUAGAGUAAGAAAACAAACCAGCCUGAUUGAAUCACAUAAUUAAGAUAAAGAUGCUAUAUCGGUUUACUUUUUUGUUCAAUGGAUUCAGUGUUAGUUUUAUUAUUUGCGUAGAACCACUCCUCCUCAAGCCCCACUCUUUUCUGUUCGACUUGAUCUCACCUGCGUAGCAUGUGUUUGUCAGUGUGUUUUUCGUUCGUGUUUCAUGAAGUAAGAAAAACAAUGGGGGUGGGGGAGGGAGGUCGAGAGAAAGGACGCAGAGAGCACAUCUGAUUAGUUUUCGCGCGACGACUUUGUCUCUUACUCUACGAACCACAAGCCACGUACACAUUGUUGGGACUAAGAGAUCAGUCAGUCUGUAAGGGGAAGUUUGACGUCACUGUGUAAUUUCAAGCAAACUACUUUUUGAAAAAAAAAAAAAAGUACAAAAUAAUCAGCAAACAAACAGAAAAUCGUACGGUGCAUGUAGUGUACUCUGUUUUUUUUUUGCCUAGCAUAUCAUUUGUUACCCUUUAUUAGACUAAAUCACGUUUAUUUGUUAGGAGUUUCCUUGGGUCCAAGCAGAUGAGGAAAACAUUCUGAUGAAAGAAUCCACCUUGGUGCCUCUCAAAUCAUCAACUACUGGUAUCCUUAAGGUGGGCCCACUUUCCUUAAUUCAAUGUAAUGCAGAUUCGUUUUAAGAGCAUUGUUACACAGAUUUUAUAAAAAUACAUGUACAUUGCUUCAAGGCCUAACUUGAUCACUUUCCCAGGUUUCUGUCUUUAAAUAGUGUGCCAACACAGUUUGGGAACGAUCCUAUCACGACAUGUUCCGCCAUCUUUGCACGCUUGUAAGAAAUAGUUGGAUCAAAACUAUGUCACGUGUUUUUUUCUUUUUUCUUUUUGUUUAUUUCAUUAUUUCUUUGUUUUGUGAGUGUCUGUUGAGGGAGACAGUCAAGUACAAGAGAUCUUGGUCGAGUUUGAUUGGAGAGUAAAGAUAAAUAAUGACUAAACAAAAUACGAAAUAUAAAAUAGUUAAUCUGAAUCAAUUCAUUUACGUGCGCAAGUUGGAACGAACAGGGGUCUUUUUUGCAUGAGCAUGCGCGACCGCUGACUUGUCAAAGAGCACGCGACCAGUGACAGCGACCGUGCUGCAUAGUCAUAGGAACCAAAUUGUUCACUUUGAAAGCUUGCUUGAGAUUGAAAUGGUAGCAGGAAUUUAGGAAAGACCUUCGUUGUACAAAAUAAGUAAAGAUCUGUUGAUCUAAAGUGGAGACUGAUGCGCUGAACGAGGUGAAAGAGCAAGUUUCUCAAGGAUGUCUGACACGAACAUGGCUGCUUGUUGUUGUUUGGCGCUGGACUCGUGUCUUGAUUCCCCUUUAAGAACCGCAAAGUUUGGCAUAGAAUGCAUUGUUGAUGCGUAGCUAUUGAGCAAAAUGUUCUUUAUUUAUUGUUUCUCUAUAAAUCGGAUGUAAAUUAGUUUCUCGAUGCCGUAGAGGAUUUCUGUCAAUAAUUUGUUAAUAGCUGAUUUAGCCAUAUUUCGGGAGUGGAUUAAUAACGAUCAGCGGGCGACUACCACGCCGUUUUCAGUUGGAAUAGAAUGUUUUUGCCUUAAGUAUUUUAGCGAUACAAAGUUUGUUUAUAGGAAAAUUGUAGAACUUCUUGUUUUUGCGUGGACUAACAUUGUAACGCAUCUUUUACAGGAAUUUGCUUUUGGCCAGAACUUAAAUGUUCUAAUGAUUUUUAACUUUUGGUCGGCAUCACAUGUUUACUGUACUUCUUGGGAAACCUAACCGUUUGUUUCAUCAAAAUCGGUCACAAGAUUGGACUUAAAUCUCGGUCCUAUUGAAUGCAGUUUUGACUGUGUCUCAUUGAUAUUCAUUUUUUUUUAUUGUUCGAGACAUACAGAGUGACUACCACCAACAUCUCACCAGGUGACUAAUCUACGUCUCGUGUGCUCUUAAUUUUGUAGCUUUAAAGUGCUGGGAAAAUUGUAGAACAUAUAUUAAUUCACUGCUGAACUGAACAUCGGCUUUCGCGCACUUCGAACCCACUCUCUGAAAUUUGCUAUGUUUUUUUUUUUAAUAUUUCUCUUCCUUUCCCAUUUCAAAACAAAGAAAAUUGAAAGUGUUUACUUGCAUCAACAAACGUUUCUGCACUUUGUUUAGACUUUGAUGAGGUCACUGCAAUCCUCCAGGCACUACAUAUACGCGCGCUGUUGUCCAGGUCAAGUGGGGAGAUGAAAUUUGAUAGUAGCUCGUGUAUGUUAAAGCCCGUCUACUUCGCUUUUGUUAAGACCAUGUUAGAGUUUUUUUUGCAAACUACACAUCUUGUUAAAUCACGAGCACAUUCGCCAAGACCAACGAGCAACAUAAUCGCUAUGAUAGCUUUGAGACGCGCAAACCCUGUGGUGAGCCUCCAUGCACAUCGCUUGUUCAGCGGUCGCGCAUGCUCAUGCAAAAAAGACCCCUGUUGUUGGAACGAGGGCGAUUUUUUGCGCAAUAAUUCGAUCAGAAACGCUUGCUACGCAGGCUAUAAAUAAAUCUAAGUGAAUCCAAUUGAAUUGAACUGAACUGUUCUUCUGAACUGUUCUUGUGUUCUUCGAAAACGUUCUUUCUAAGUUUUAAGUAGGAUGAAGCUGUAUUAAGAGGACAUCAUCAUAAGUGGUCAUCAUCAUCAUCUUCAUUAUCAUCGUCAUCAUCAUCAUCAUCAUAGUCAUCAUCGUCAUCAUCAUAAUCAUUAUCAUCAUCAUCAUUAUCAUCAUCUUCAUUAUCAUCGUCAUCAUCAUCAUCAUCUUCAUUAUCAUCGUCAUCAUCUUCAUUAUCAUCGUCAUCGUCAUCAUCAUCGUCAUUAUCAUCGUCAUCAUUAUCAUCAUCUUCAUUAUCAUCGUCAUCAUCAUCAUCAUCUUCAUUAUCAUCGUCAUCAUCAUCAUUAUCAUCGUCAUCAUCGUCAUCAUCAUAAUCAUUAUCAUCAUCAUCAUUAUCAUCAUGAUCGUCGUCGUCAUCAUUAUCAUCAUCAUCAUUUAUAGACUGCCUUGACAGCCCCUUUAAGCUUGCUAAUAUUGACCUUGAUGAACUUGUAUUUAGAUGCAGCUGUUUGUCGAAGAAUGUGCUGACAAGGUAGAAAAGAGCACCGAGAAAACCGCUCAAGAACAAUAGUAACGCUACUUUUGGAAAGGUAAAAACCAAAGUUUCCUUAUGAAAUGAAGGAAUGGUAACCUGCCAGCAAGCUCUGCAUACCGAUGGUAGGUGAGGCAAGAGCUUGCUGACAGGCUAAACGAAUACAAUGUCAGAAAUUCGUUUUCGCUCUAAAUAAUGCAAUCAAAAAUCAACCAUUUCUCAAUCAUGGACCACGGAAAGAGCAAUCACCUCCCCCGACCUAUAGCCACGUGUCACAUUGACACUAUUGUGGAUUCCUCUGGUGGACGGAUGCCCAUUGUUAGAGGUCGGGCAAUUUUGUGUGCUUUUCAGACGGAGAUUCUCGACCACUUUUACUUGAUUUUAUUUUCACGUUCAUCAAUGUGACACUACAGCUGUUUCCUUAGUUUGAUUUCAACGCUAAAAGAAGACACUUCGAAAACCACCUUACCAAUACAUGCAAAAAUAACGAUAAAAAUGUUAAUAUGAGACAACAGUUUGCUAUAGAAAAUAGGAAAAAUAAAAUUUUGAACUUAGUUGCUUAAAGAACCUACCAUUCAAGUGAAAGAUUGAAUAAUACAUAAUUCAGCCAUCGGAUUUACAAAAAAGUUUGUGCUAUUAUUAUGCUAGCAGGAAAGAAAAUAUCGUGGCAGUUGCUGUAGUUGCUUUGUACUAUGGAUUUUGUUUCACAUUGAAGGCAGAAACAGAGCCGACACUGAGACGAUCAGCCAGUGAUACGGACCCAACAAGGCUGCAGCUGUGGAAGUAGGUCCUGGUUUCUUUCCGUUCGUGCUGCUGGUUGGAUUCCUUGAACUGGUUGCGAUGACACUUGCGUAGCUGCUGACAGGUUCUGGUGUUACUGGAGCCAGUACUGGGUACAGGCCCUGAUUUCAUAGGUCGUUAGAACAACACUCCCCAAUGCAUCGUUUGAAACGAGCUCCUUGUGGCAUUGUCUCAUUCUCACUGUUGCAAACGACAGAACUGUUACAUCCUGCCAUUGUAUAAACACGACAGCCCCGUAUUCCUAUGAUGGUGCCAUUUGAGAGUGCCGCCAUGAGAGCCAUACAGUACUCUCUGUAGAUCACAAAAUUAUUUAUGUUUAGGUGACAGUGAGAUCAACUUUGAUCUUGGAAAGUAUUUUUAAUAAUUAUAUGUGGGGGUAUUCACUAUUCUUUUAGUUAGAAGUAUAAGAAAAAAUCAACAAUAACCCCAAUCGACUUUUUGGCGAAAAAAUGCAAUCAAACCAAACACAAACAACCAAAAAAACAAAUUGUUAUCCUAGACUUUUGGGUAAUUAAAUUUGUAUUCAAUAGGUAUAGAUUGAUGAUUUACGCCAUCUUAAGUCCUUCAUAGUUAGGCCCCAGGUGGCUCACACUCGAAUAAUGACCAUAAAUAAAAAUCGGCUAACCCC